Molecule: messenger RNA, 1617 nt
Organism: Fusarium musae
Lineage: Eukaryota; Fungi; Ascomycota; Sordariomycetes; Hypocreales; Nectriaceae
Exons: 2
Coding region: 1-1617 (538 amino acids)
Cellular component (GO): plasma membrane
Molecular function (GO): oxidoreductase activity
Source: RefSeq, a predicted model, not a curated record
AUGACUGAUCCCGUGAUCAUCGAUCGCUAUACUGCUGCAAGAGUUUACUUCAGCAGCGUUGUUGGCUUAAUAUUCUUGGAAGCGCUCAUUCCUUUCAGUAUCUACGGCUUCCAAAGAUACAACAAGUAUCGACAACAAGAUCGAAAUGUGUUGCACUGGAGUGUCACUGUCUUGCUUCACAAACUACACAGCUUCCCGCUUCCUCUCCCCUACUUAGACUGGCACAUCACCGAUUCUGCUCGCUUUACAGCUUUUCUCUCGCUCAAUCUGGUCUUCAGUAUACAGUCAAACGAGUACACGGCCGAUUACACUCUCUACGGCUGGCUAGCGAUUGCCAAUGCUGGUCUCGCACUUCUAAUGGCAUCCCGAAACAAUCUACUCGCGACCCUCUUGCGUAUUCCCAGCCCAGUCCUCCUCCAGUACCAUCGCUGGAUCGGCCUUGCAACAGUUGCCCAUACAACAGCCCAUAUAUCGUUCAAUAUCCAGCAUUACAUUGAGACAAAACAAGUCACCACCAGCUUUGGAAACCAUCGGAUCCAGGUUGGCUUGAUGGCCUGGAUCGCGUUAGCCUUACUCUUUCUCACGUCCCUACCGAUUGUGCGACGCCGCUUCUUCGAGAUCUUCUACUACACACACGCUCUGUUCUUUGUUUUCGUCGUCGGGGCUCUGAUUCAUGCCUCGCAUGGACCAGAAUUCAUGCUUCCAGGGCUUUUGCUCUGGGCCAUAGAUCGAGCGAUCCGAUUUGCGUACAACUUUCGCACCAUCCAAGUGCAGAGUGUCGAGGCAUUCGAAGGCAACGUAACAAAGUUCAAGGUGAAGGGUCUGAGGACUCGUAGUCCCGGACAGGUUGUCUGGCUUCAAAUCCCAAAGGUGUCCUUUUUGAACUGGCAUCCAUUCACUGUCGCCAGUGCACCGAAUGAUCCUGAGAAGACUGCGACAAUCGCCAUUCGAGGCCUUGGGGGGUUCACUAAGGGCGUACAGUAUGCCGACUGUAGCGGCGAUGUGAAUCUGCACGGAUGCACCUCUUUGGAUUCGAACAGCAUGAUGGCUCACCCGCUCAAGAUGCGUCUUGAUGGCCCAUACGGUGUUGGGUCAGUGUCCUGGGAUUUGUUUCCGGUGACUGUCCUCGUCGCCGGUGGCAUUGGAAUUACCCCAGGUAUCAGUAUUGCGUCACAUAUCAUAAGACAAAGGGGCUUCGAUGUAGACAGUCAUUCCGCGUCUCAUAUUCACCUUCUUUGGGUCGUCAGAGAUGCUCAGCACAUCCAGUGGUUCGCAGAUGAACUGACUGAACUUGUCAAUGCAUGUGCAAAGCCAGAUUCGACAACAACUCUUGAAGUCUCGGUAUUUGUAACUGGUGGAAGGGAACUUGAAGGUCACGUGAGCGGCCCGUCUCAUGAAAUGCAGGUCAUGAGCUCUCCGCAACCUUGGACUAUUCAUUUGGGGCGACCAGAUCUAAAGCAGUGGUUCAGGCAGCUCAAGUCUAACAAUCUUGGCAUGGAUGCCGCUGUGAACUUAUGUGGGCCAAGGCAACUUAUUGAGCAAGGUAGAGCGGCUGCAUGUGAUGUGUCUGAUAGAGAAGGACUUUUCUUUGUACAGGAGGAGGUGUUUGAGCUAUAG